Molecule: messenger RNA, 1215 nt
Organism: Oenanthe melanoleuca
Lineage: Eukaryota; Metazoa; Chordata; Aves; Passeriformes; Muscicapidae
Product: prostatic acid phosphatase-like
Exons: 11
Coding region: 1-1125 (374 amino acids)
Biological process (GO): dephosphorylation; lysosome organization
Cellular component (GO): plasma membrane; lysosome
Molecular function (GO): acid phosphatase activity
Source: RefSeq, a predicted model, not a curated record
AUGAGAGCAAGGCAGCUGAUCUGUGGAAUUUGGAGCCUGUGUUUCAUGUUUUGUCUUUUCUGCAUUUUUCUUCACCAUACAACAGCUAAAAGAAAACUGAAGUUUGUGUCCCUAGUAUUUCGCCAUGGUGAUCACACCCCACAGGAGUUUUUUCCAACUGAUAAGCACAAAGAAAUUGCAAGACAACAGGGAUAUGGCCAACUUACAAAGCUUGGCACACAACAGCAGUAUGAGCUUGGCCAGUACAUGCGGAGGAGAUACUCUCAUUUCCUGAGCGUUGUAUACAAGCAGUGUGAGAUUUAUGUUCAAAGCACUGACUGUGAUCAUACACUUAUGAGUGCUCAGGCAAGUCUUGCUGGACUUUACCCACCAACACAGGGUCAGAUUUGGAACCCCAGAAUCCUUUGGCAGCCAAUUCCAGUUCAUACAGUGCCACUGUCACAAGACAAUUUGCUAUACCUACCUUUCUCACACUGCCCGAAACACAAGGAGCUUCUGAGAGAAACCUUUGCAACAAGGGAUUUCCAAAGGCAAUUCAAGCACUAUAAGCAAUUUCUAAAGUUUUUAGCCACUCAUACAGGAUACCCAUUGAAGAAGUUGACUACUGAAAGGAUUUGGAAGCUCUCUGACACUUUACAAUAUGAGGAUACCAACAAUUACACUUUACCUGUUUGGGCUACUCAUGGUGUCAGGACCAAGCUGAUAAAACUGUCAGAAUUGUUAUUGCAGGCAGAAUUUGGGUUCCACAAACAAAUGCAAAAAUCACGUUUGCAGGGAGGUACUCUUUUAAAAACUAUUGUAAAGCAUAUCUUAGAUGCUAGAAAGCCUUCAUACCAUCAAAAAAUGGUUAUGUAUUCCACGCAUGCAGCAACCAUUGCUGCCUUACAGAUGGCACUCAAUGUCUUCAAUGGAAAAUUGCCUCCUCAUAGUGCCUGUCAUUUUUUUGAACUUUACCAGGAAAAAAAUGGGCAAUACACCAUAGAGAUGUACUACAGGAAUAAUUCUGUGAGGGAGCCUCACCCCCUCACUCUCCCUGGCUGCAAAUUUCGCUGUCCCCUGGAGAGAUUCACUCAUCUGGUCUCUCCCAUCCUUGUACACUAUUGGACAAGAGAAUGUAGAAUGUAGGACAUCAAAGGAGGUGUUCCUCCACUAUCUUCAGCGUGGUUCAUUUUACAAAAGAACUCUUAAGCCACUGUGAUAUGACUGGGGUCCAAC